AUGGCUACCCCCAACCGCAGGGUGGUCUCCAGACCUCAGAGACCUGGCUGGGGGCCAAAAGGAAGCAGGUCCCUCCUGGGCAGCCUGGAGUUGAAGGAGACCCAGGAGCAGACACCAAGCCAGUUGGCCAUGCUGAGGAAGGCGCAGGAAUUCUUCCAGACCUGUGAUGCAGAGGGCAAGGGCUUCAUCGCCAGGAGAGACAUGCAGAGGCUUCACAAGGAGUUGCCACUCAGCCUGGAGGAUCUGGAGGAUGUGUUUGAUGCCCUGGAUACUGAUGGCAAUGGCUUUCUGACUCCAGAGGAGUUUACUACUGGAUUUAGUCACUUCUUCUUCAGCCAGAGCAACCCACAUCAAGAAGAUGCAAGUGAACGGGUGGCCCAGCUCCAGGAAGAGAAAGUGUAUCAGUCCAGAGGGGAAGAGUAUCUGGGUAACAUUAACAUGGCUGAAGAUGAGGAAGCCCAGUUCCAGAGGCUGAUGGACAGACUUGGAGCCCAAAAGGUUUUAGAAGAUGAAAGUGACGUCAAGCAACUCUGGCUGCAGCUGAAGAAGGAUGAACCUCACUUACUGCCCAGUUUUGAGGAUUUCUUGACCAGGAUCUUCUUCCAGCUCCAAGAAGCUCAUGAGGAGAAGAAUGAACUGGAAUGUGCCCUGAAAAAGAAAAUUGCUGAUUAUGAUGAAGAAAUCCAGCAUCUCUAUGAAGAGAUGGAACAACAAAUCAAAAGCGAGAAGGAGCAGUUUCUCUUGAAAGACACAGAGAGGUUCCAGGCUUUCAGUCAGGAGCUGCGACAGAAACUAUUAUCUAAGGAGCAAGAACUGGAACAGCUCAUCCAGAAGCAGAAAAGGCUGGAAGGCCAAUGUAUAGCCCUGCACAAUGACAAGCAUGAAACCAAAGCUGAGAAUACCAAGCUGAAACUCACCAACCAGGAGCUGGCCCAGGAGUUGGAGCAGACCUCCCGUGAGCUACAGGAUGCUCAACAGCAGCUGGAAAGUCUCCAGCAGGAGGCCUGCAAACUGCACCAGGAGAAGGAGAUGGAAGUGUACCGUGUGAUGGAGAGUCUGCAGCGGGAGAAGUCAGGGCUUCUGAAGCAGCUGGAUUUCCUGAGGGAAAGGAACAAGCACCUCCGGGAUGAACGGGACAUAUGUUUUCAGAAAGAUAAGGCAGCCAAGGCAAACACAGCUGCUUCCAAUGCAAGCUGGAAACAGAGAUCUGGCUCUGUGAUAGGCAAAUAUGUGGACAGCAGAGGGAUUCUUAGAAGCCUGUCAGAGGAGGAGGAAGAUGUGUUUGGCAUCCCAAGAAGGAGGAACUCCCUUGGCCUGAGUGGAUAUCCACUCACAGAAGGAGAGCCAGGCACUGGGGAGCCAGGGACUGGGGGUCCCUCCCCACGAUUGCUCCGCAGAAUCAUCUCUAUUGAAGAAGACCCCCUGCCCCAGCUCCUGGAUGGAAGCUUUGAGCAGCCGCUGAGCAGGUGCCCAGAAGAGGAGAAGGUCUCUAACCAAGGGGGGAAAGGACAAAGUCAGCAAGCCCCACACUUGGAGCUCACCCCCACAUCUCCGCGAGGGCAGCCUGUUGGAAAAGAAGCCCUGUCUGAGGAGGAAACCUCUUCUUCUGCCCCAGACCGGCUCUUCAAGAUUGUGUUUGUGGGCAAUUCCAGUGUGGGGAAGACGUCGUUCCUGAGGCAGUUCUGUGAGGACCGGUUCUCUCCAGGCAUGACAGCCACUGUGGGAAUUGAUUACCGAGUGAAGAUGGUGAAUGUGGACGACUCUCAGGUGGCCCUGCAGCUGUGGGACACAGCUGGACAGGAAAGGUAUCGGUGCAUCACCCAGCAGUUUUUCAGGAAGGCCGAUGGUGUCAUCGUCAUGUAUGACCUCACAGCCAAGCAGUCUUUCCUGUCAGUCCGGCAGUGGCUGAGCAGUGUAGAGGAAGCUGUGGGAGAUUGCAUCCCUGUUCUUCUGCUGGGCAAUAAAAUUGACAACGAGAAGGAGCGAGAAGUCCCACGGGGCCUUGGAGAGCAGCUUGCCAAGGAGCACAGUCUGAUCUUCUAUGAAUGCAGUGCCUAUUCCAGUCACAAUGUCAAAGAGUCUGUGCUCCACCUAGCCAGGAUCCUCAAGAAGCAAGAAGACACAGUGAGAGAGGACACCGUUCAGGUUGGCCACCCUGCCAAGAAGAAAUCCUGUUGUGGCUGA
Orycteropus afer afer is the source of this 2184-nucleotide messenger RNA. RefSeq names its product calcium release activated channel regulator 2A (gene CRACR2A). The record is from RefSeq and is a predicted model, not a curated record. Gene Ontology annotation, molecular function: calcium ion binding; GTP binding; GTPase activity. Bases 1 to 2184 code for a protein of 727 amino acids. The transcript is spliced from 17 exons. NCBI's taxonomy places the organism in Eukaryota, Metazoa, Chordata, Mammalia, Tubulidentata, Orycteropodidae.